AUGCCCUCAAUCACCAAAGACUUUUCUAUUAAAGCUGUUGCACCAAUACCGUAUACCUUAUACUAUGGAACAUUUAUUCAUACACCAACUUUAAAUAACUUGGACAUCAGUUUUAACACUCUUGUGGGGGUCAGUUCGGAUGGUGUCAUUGAUUACAUAUAUAAAGAGUAUAACCCACUGGAUCAUGAGGGAGAGUCACCUAUUGAGUUUUUCCAGUUGCGUUCAUCAUCAAGUUCCAAAGAGAUCAAGUUUAUCGAUUUAUCUCAAGAUUAUACAAAGUUUUUCUUUCCUGGUUUCAUAGAUACUCACAUUCAUGCAUCGCAAUUUCCCAAUAUUGGCAUUGGGUUGGAUACACCUUUGCUAGAUUGGUUAAACAAGUAUACAUUCCCCCUCGAAAAUCGAUUUUGCAACGAUACUGCUGAUAAUGGUGGCAAUGACGCCCUGAAGAAGUUGGAAUUUGCCAAGCAAGUGUACACCAGGGUCAUUCAACGUACAUUGAUGAAUGGAACUACAUGUGCAUCAUAUUUCACCACGAUUGACCCGGAAACUACAAACUAUUUUGCUGAAUUGUUGUUGGUGUUAGGUCAAAGAGGAUUUGUGGGGAAAGUGUGCAUGGAUUGUAAUGAUCCUUAUCCAAAGUAUCAAGAAAGUUUGGACGACUGUGUAAAUUCAAUGACUAAGAUUGUUGACCAUUUAGAAGAGGUUAAUCCUGUGCAUGAAUCCUUAGUGAAGCCAAUAAUAACCCCCAGAUUUGCCCCAGUCUGUUCUAGGGAAAUGUUGACCUACUUGGGGAAUCUAAGCAAGGAGAAGAAGUUGCCCAUACAAACGCACAUUAGUGAAAACAAACUGGAGAUUGAACUUGUAGCGAAAUUGUUUCCUGAUUGCGAGAGCUAUAGUCAAGUGUACAAUAAAUACAACUUGUUAAAUCAAUCAACUAUUUUGGCUCAUUGUAUUCAUUUAUCACCACAAGAGUGCCAACUUAUUGCUGACAAAAAAUGUUCGGUAUCACAUUGUCCUACUUCAAAUACGUUUAUAUCCAGUGGUGAAGCUCCAGUGCGCAAGUACUUGUACGACUACAAUAUUAACGUAUCUUUGGGCACUGAUGUAAGUGGAGGGUUUGAUUCAAGUAUAUUGCACAUUAUCAAACAUGCAAUUUUAGUCAGUCAUCACUUAUCUAUGAAGCCAGGAGUGGAAAGCGAAGCCACUGAUUGCAAGUUAUCCUUGACUGAAGGGUUAUAUAUGUCAACCAUGGGUGGUGCAAAAGCAGUUGGUUUGCAAGAUCAAAUUGGAUCAUUCGAAAAGGGUAAGAAGUUUGAUUGUCAAUUGAUUGAUUUGACUAGUAGCAGAGUAGUUUCAACUGAUGUGUUUCCAUGGCAAGUGCCUAGUAAUAUUGAUACCGCUGAUGCCAAGUACGACAAAAUGAUUGACUUGUUGGGCAAGUGGGUCUUUAGUGGUGAUGAUCGUAAUUGCGUUGGUGUAUGGUGCAAUGGGAGACAGGUUGUUGAUAAGCGAGAAGCAGGUGAUGUAAAGAUGAAUGGGAUGAAGUAG
Molecule: messenger RNA, 1548 nt
Organism: Lodderomyces parapsilosis
Lineage: Eukaryota; Fungi; Ascomycota; Pichiomycetes; Serinales; Debaryomycetaceae
Product: guanine deaminase
Exons: 1
Coding region: 1-1548 (515 amino acids)
Biological process (GO): guanine metabolic process
Cellular component (GO): cytosol
Molecular function (GO): guanine deaminase activity; zinc ion binding
Source: RefSeq, a predicted model, not a curated record